AUUUCAUAGAAGCAAUUGAUUCGUCCUCUAGUUUUUAGUUGAGAGUGUCUUUUUCUUCCUUUUGGAAAUUCCCGCAAAUGGACGCUCAACACAAUCUUGCUCCUUUAAAGAAAAGGAAAAUCCCAUACCCACAAAGGAAUCUCCAAAUGGAAGACGAAGAGACUUCUGAAUCAUCUGCCCUUUCAUUGACUGUGCACAAGAGUUCCUCUUCUUAUCCAGUAAAGAAGAGGAAAAUCCAAGAGCUUGCUGCAUCUUCUGAUAUUUCAUCAAUGGCGGCCAAGAAACCACCCAUCAAGAAAAUGGACGAAAGACCCACUUCUCCUCCUCCGGAAAGGACUUCGAGAAUCCCAGUUAGGAAUCACGAUCACCCGAUGACAGGCAAAGAGCUUCUUGAAAUGAUGGAGGGAUCCACUUCUCCCAAAAAGAGCAGGACAAUCCCCGAUAGGGAUCUCCAAACGAAAGCCAAAGUUUAUCUUGAUUUCCCUCAUCUUUCACCGGAGCCACACGAAAACAGAGAACGAGAACGACAAACCCUCUUAAGGUAUUGCAAGGAAAACUACCCGAAUGCCUUGACCCUCAAGCUUUUUGACCUCUAUCCCUCUUCAGGUAUGGGAAGGAGAAUGCUCUCUGCCACUGUCCUCCACGAAAUCAUCCUUCAAUAUCGCUCUCGUCGUUUGCCCAUCAUCUUUCGCCUCAAAUCCAUUGUUGUCUCUCUUCUUGAAGCAGAAAAAUCGGUACCCGCUUUUGAGUUAUUGACCACGAUUGUCUCUGAUAUUGCCUUCAAGGUUUUUAAGACGGAAAAUGAUGGUUGGCCGGAGCUUCUUAGUUUUAUAGUUUCGUGCCUGGACUCAGACUCCCCUGAGCGUCAACGAUCAGGCCUUUUGGUGUUCCAUAAAUUGCCGCAGAACGUGGGUGAUUUCUUUAAGCCCUAUCUUGAAACCAUCUACUUGGCAGUUUUGAGUCACUUGAGCUCGAAAAGAUUGGAGAAUCGAACAUUGGCAUUUGGUGCAUCAGUUACUUUGCUCGAAGGACUUAGAACACCUACUGACCAUUCUUGGAUCAACUACAUCUUGAAUGCAAUGAGAAAGUCAUUGUCUGAAACAGAAUGUAAAGACUAUAAGGAUGUUAUAGAAGAGGGUCUUAAGAAGUUACUUGCCUUGUUGAAGGACGCGCAAGAAAUCUAUGUGCUGCAAGUGAGUUCUUUGUUUGAAUUGAUUCUUAAAAUUACAGAAAAGGAUUGGUUGAGAGAGGAGGCCAGGACUGUGACGGUGGAAUUUUUUUUGGUGCUGAGUGAACAAUGGAGGGAGAAGAUUAUCUUAAAGCUGAUGGGCCUGGGUACUGAUAAGUUUGGCAGAUUUAUACUGAUGUUAGUUCGGAUGAUAUCACAAAUUGAGGAUGAUAUCCACUUUUACAAUGGCGAGGGAGACGCUGACGGACAAUUACGGUAUUCAGGGAGUUACAUAGCCGGAACGAGCUGCCUGGAGCAAAUUACUUAUGCGUUGGGCAUAGGUAACAUGGUGCCUGUAACACUUGAUCUUAUAGGACAGUUCCUUGCUGCCCAAGAGUGGCAGAGGCGUGUUUCUGGACUCACUUGUAUCCGUAUAUUUUCACCGGUGAUGACUGACCAUCUUGAGCAACUGAUGACAAUGGUUUUGGAUUCAUUACAAGAUCCACAUCAUCGAGUUCGUUUUGCUGCAGUGCAUGCAAUUACCACACUAAUGGAGGACAGUGAGUCUGAAUUACAAAUUCAAAGUCGCAAUAGGAUUCUGCCAGCACUUGUUGCAGCAAGACAGGAUACUGAAAAUCCUGACAUGCAGUUGCAAGCUGUUCGGGCAAUUCGUGAGUUCUGUCAGAGAUGCACUCCUGAUGAUUUGGCACCUUAUCUGAAUGAGACAGUGGUCACUCUAGUUGCAGUCCUGAAGAAUGAGAACCAGAAAUUGCAAGAGAUGUCCUUGGAAGCCCUUGCAUCAGUGGCAAGUUUGUCACAGGACCGCUUCCAGACUCAGUAUGUUGCUGCUAUGCCUCGCUUGUUAUUAAAUGUAAUUAAUGCACAUAAUAAUGUGACGCUCCUUGCUAAGAACGCCAACUGUAUUGGGUCCAUUGCUGUAGCUGUUGGAAAGUACAAUUUCAAGGCAGAUGCUAGGGAGGUAAUAAGAGCUAUUACAUCGGCAAAACAAUCCCUGGAGGUGGCAGAUAACCAGACAAGAAUCUGCAUCUUACAAGCGUUGAAGAAAUAUUGCACAUGUCUACAGCAGGAUUUUGCUAAUUAUUUUGAAGAUUUGAUGCCUGUUUUCCUUUCAUCUGCCCGUGCACAAUCAGUUGGUCAAAGUGAAAAUAAAUAUCUCUUGAGGGAGAAAACUAUGGCAUGCAUCCUAUUAUACACCUGCACUCGUCAUUUGAAGGAAAAUGGAAAGUUUUUCCCUUGGAUCUUUAAGGUUGCAGAAAUUUUUGUUCCACUGCUCAAUUUUCCUCAGGAAUCUGAAAUUAGAAAGGUUUCUGCUUCAGCUAUGCCAGAGCUACUGCAUUCAGUCAAAUCUCAAGGGACAAAUGUUUCUUUUCAGAAGUUGGUCAUCAUGAUUAUUCCUGCGUUGGUGAAUGCUUUGGGCAAAGAACGUGAGAAAGGUGUCCGUGCAAUAAUGUUUGAGUCACUAGAUAAAUGCAUACAGAUCCCUGGAUCACUUUUCUAUGCCGGGCAGUUCACGUUAAUUGUGCAUGCAAUAAAGCAAGUGUUGAUUGAACAUCCCCACAGAAAAUUCGAAUUUGAGGAUCCUUUUGAGGAAGACGAGAAACCAGAAGAAGAGAAAGUCAUAAUUCAAAUUGGUAAUUGUUUGAGCACGUUGAUAGACAAAUCAAGGGAUAAAGUAUUGCCUCUCCUAGACCACAUUUUGUCUCACGUGACACGAUUAUGGAGUGAUGGUAAUACAGAAAAAGAGAAAGCAGUUGCUUUUGGCAUUUUUAAUGUUGUUAUGCAGAAAUAUGGAGAUGAUGCCCAUAAGUACUACAGUAUCUAUCUUCCUCUGCUCUUGGAAGCUUGCAAUAAUGAGAACCCGGACAUGCAACAGGAAGCUGUGUGUGGAAUUGGUAUUUGUGCCGAGUUUGGAGCAGCAAAUUUCAGAGACAGUGCAGAAGUGGCCAUUGGUUAUCUAAAUUCCAUAAUAACUAGUACAAAUGCGUUAAGCUCAGCAAAUGCAAAUGUGUACGGUGCUGCUGUUUCCGCUCUAGGGAAAAUUUGUGAGUUCCAAAGCCAUUGUAUCAAAAACGCUGAGAAAAGCUUUACACAUUGGCAGUUGCAAGGAAUUUCUACGUGGGUACAAGAAUGGCUUGUCUCUCUACCUAUCACAAGAAAUGUGGUUGUCCUCAUCCUUAGAUCAGGACAUGUGAAGAAUUAGAAAGUUUACUAUUUGGCUGGUAAGCUGUUGCAACUAUUAUUUAUCUUGCCCCGAAGUUGGCAAUGCCGUGCCAGGAGCAUGAUGAUAUGGUGCCGUAAGACACUUGUUAUUCCUGCCUGGUUAAGCUACUUGCCUAUAAAGAACAAUCCCAUGGAGGCUCAACAUGUGCAUGAACAACUUUGUUCAAUGGUUGAAAGGUUGGACAAGGAGAUCUUAGGCCCUCAGAAUUUGAAUCUUCCGAAAAUUCUUGCAGUCUUUCAAGAGGACAAACCAUGUUCAUUGAGGCCAGCAGUUUAGCCUGCUUGUUCUGCCCGAACGAGGCAAUCUCGUGACCGAAGAAACUGCUGUCAGGAUGACUGAUUUGUUGAAGAGAUUCAGUUCCUAGGUCAAGGCAACUCUUUGGCUACAGCUCAAACCGUCAAGCGAUCGGAAAUUUUGUGAAGCGGACUCUAUGCCAGAAAAGAUUCAAUCUUUGAUGAGAUCUUUGGAUGAUGUCCUACAGCAGUAACAGUUGGUAUUGUAUCAUAAUUUUUCACUUAAAUGUUUACAGUACAUCUAACCUGUUACCUGUAAUAUGUUCAGAAUACUUGAAUACGAUAGUGUGUGUGUAUAUAUGUACAGAAACAUAGCAAUCAAUCUGCACAGUUGAAACAUUUUCAUCAUUAGAACCUGAA
Molecule: messenger RNA, 4063 nt
Organism: Tripterygium wilfordii
Lineage: Eukaryota; Viridiplantae; Streptophyta; Magnoliopsida; Celastrales; Celastraceae
Product: importin-5-like
Exons: 24
Coding region: 78-3389 (1103 amino acids)
Biological process (GO): protein import into nucleus
Cellular component (GO): cytoplasm; nucleus
Molecular function (GO): nuclear import signal receptor activity; protein binding
Source: RefSeq, a predicted model, not a curated record